AUGUGCCGAGUAUUACCUCCUAGUUGGGCUAAACCAGUAGCUCGUCCGAACCCUAAGCUGCGACAGCAAUUCCUUCGCAGUUGCACCGAGGAUUUGUAUCAGUGGCAGACGGCUCACCGGCCACCCGCUGAUCCCUUUAUACUCCACGAUGGUCCACCGUACGCCAAUGGGGCGCUGCAUAUCGGCCAUGCAAUCAACAAGAUCCUCAAGGACAUGAUACUACGGGUCCAGGUUCAAAAUGGAAAGCGGGUGAUUUACAGACCUGGUUGGGAUUGCCACGGCCUUCCUAUCGAGAUGAAUGCCCUUGGUGGUAGUCCAGCAAGAGGAUUGAGUCCCGUCAAGGUCCGAGGAGUUGCGAGGCGGCUUGCGAGCAAGGCGAUGAAGGACCAGAUGAAAGGAUUCCAAUCGUUUGCAGUCAUGGCGGAUUGGGGAAACAGCUGGACGACAAUGGAUCGCGAGUUUGAGAUACGGCAACUGCAAGUUUUCCAGAAGAUGGUUCGCCAUGGGCUUAUCUAUCGCAAACACAAACCAGUCUUCUGGUCAAUAUCGUCGGGGACGGCGCUCGCUGAGGCGGAACUCGAAUACAGGGACGAUCACGUGUCGCACGCAGCGUACGUCAAGUUCCCCAUCGUUUCCCACAGCAGCAGAAUCACAGAUUUGGCAAACUUUGGCGGCCCGCUCUUUGCCGUCAUUUGGACAACAACCCCUUGGACUCUUCCGGCCAACAAGGCCAUUGCCGUGCAUGAUGACGUUGGGUACUCCGUCCUGCGAGUCGGAAAGAAUGCCCUUCUUGUUGCAGAUGGCAGGGUCGAGGCGAUGCGAGAAUAUAUUCACGACUUCGAAGUGUUGGUUUCUGCCAUCCCGGGAUCCCUGCUUACCGGCCUCAAGUAUCGGAACAAGCUGGCCGGCAAGGGUGCACCAGAGCAGCCCAUCAUCCACGCCGACUUCGUGUCGGCUGAUUCCGGAACUGGCCUCGUGCACCUGGCUCCUGGGCAUGGCCAAGAUGACUACGAAGUUUGCUCCAGACUAGGUAUCCAUGCUUUUGCGCCCAUCACCGAUGAAGGACGCUUUACGGACGAUGCCUACCCUGAUCAGCCGGAGCUUCUCACAUCCGCGCCGCCUAUCCUGGAGGGGGGCAGCCAAGCCGUUCUGGGGCUUGUCGGGGAGGACGUCUUGGGCGUUCACAAGUUGUGCCACAAAUAUCCGUACGACUGGCGAACGAAGCAGCCGGUCGUCGUGAGAGCCACGGCACAAUGGUUUGCCGACGUGGGUAGCAUCAAAGAAGGCUCCCUGGAAGCACUGGACCAGGUCUCCUUCGUGCCCGAGUUCGGCAAGAAUCGUCUGGAGAGUUUUGUCAAGGGUAGAAGUGAGUGGUGCAUAUCCCGCCAGCGUUCGUGGGGUGUCCCAAUUCCCGCCUUGUACGACGCCGGCGGGACCUCCGUCAUGACGGAUGACACGGUUAGGCACAUCAUUUCCGUGAUGAGGGAACGCACGGCAGACGCAUGGUUCUCCGAUGCACCUGACGAUCCUGCUUGGGUGCCCCCCGCCCUCGCGGGAAGCUAUCGACGAGGCACGGACACGAUGGAUGUCUGGUUCGAUAGCGGGAGCAGCUGGACAGAGGUUGAUGGUCAAGCAGACAUGUACGUGGAGGGCUCCGAUCAGCACCGAGGCUGGUUUCAGUCCAGCUUGUUGACGUACACCGCCGCCCAAAAGGCUGCCGGCAAAAUGGACAACGAGGUUGCGCCGCCGUUCAAGACCCUCAUCACGCACGGUUUUACCCUCGACGCCGAUGGCAAGAAGAUGUCCAAGUCGCAGGGAAAUACCAUACGCCCCGAUGAGAUUAUGGACGGCCAGCUGCUGCCUCCGAUCAAGGGGAAAGGCGCGGGCACCGAUGGACCUAGAUUCGAUGCCUUGGGGCCAGACAUGUUGCGUUUGUGGGCAGCGAGCAGCGACUACACGUCCGACAUCCUGGUAGGACCAUCCAUACUGGCGCCGGUCCACAACGCCCUCGUCAAGUAUCGUACCAUCUUGAAGAUGAUCCUUGGCUCGCUCCAUCAGUCGGCCCGCCAGGCGCCCCUUACGAAGCUCGACCAAAUCGCCCUGAUGCAGUUGACGGACACGAUGGAUCGAGUUUGGGAUGAUGCCAACCGGUACGAAUUUCACAAGGCUACCGGCCUGAUAAACCGAUGGGUCGCCACAGACCUCUCUGCGUUUUACCUCGAGGCACUCAAGGAUCGGCUGUACUGCGGCGACGGCGGGGGCGCACUUGAACCCAUUUUCGUUGGAUUUCUUCGCAUGUUGGCUCCAAUCACGCCUGUUCUGGUGGAGGAGGCAUGGUCUCAUCGACCAUCCUGGAUGGCGGACGAUGGUACUCUCCAGAAUCCAGCUCGUCAAAGGUUCGACCUGCCCGUGAUCGAUUCAAGUCGCUUGACCGUGGACCAGGGUAGGCUGCGGCAGGACGUCCCUGUCCUGCUCUCGGUGCACGAUGCCGUCAAGGCUGGGCUGGGGCAAGCGAGAGAGGCAAAGGCCGUCGGAAGCUCACUACAAUGCUCGGUCACCAUCACGACGGGGGACAGGACCAUUGCGUCGGUGCUUGAGAGUUACAUGGACGAACUGGACACCAUGUUUGUGGUAUCCAAUGUGGACCUGAACGUGGCGACUGCCGACGCGCCAGGCUGGUGCUACAGCAAGAACUUUGAUGUGCAAGGCGAGACAAAGGGGACGGUGCAUGUGUUCCCUCCCAAACAGGACAAGUGCCCGCGGUGCUGGCGAUACUUGGCCGACGAGGCGGAAAGCCUUUGCGGGCGAUGCGAGGAAGUUGUCGGUGCCAUGGGCGGCGCUGCAUAA
Messenger RNA from Drechmeria coniospora, 2847 nucleotides. RefSeq names its product isoleucine-tRNA ligase. Lineage: Eukaryota; Fungi; Ascomycota; Sordariomycetes; Hypocreales; Ophiocordycipitaceae. The transcript has 3 exons. Bases 1 to 2847 code for a protein of 948 amino acids. Gene Ontology annotation, cellular component: cytosol. The record is from RefSeq and is a predicted model, not a curated record. Gene Ontology annotation, biological process: isoleucyl-tRNA aminoacylation. Gene Ontology annotation, molecular function: isoleucine-tRNA ligase activity; ATP binding; tRNA binding.